GAAUCUGAGAGAGAAGGAUUCAAGACGCUUCGCUGUGCUAUUUCUGUCACGUAGAACGCAUAUAUUCGUUGUUGCAUAUAAGUGUACUAAUAUCGAAACGCAAAUAAUUAAUAAACGGUGCGAAACAGGAGCGAAAAGAGUUGAAGUUUGUCGAUUUUUGAUUAUUGCAUCGGAGUUUAAUUGAAUUUUGGGUGCUUUUGUUUAACAGUGACCGUGAUAAUUCGAGUGAUAGUGACAACAAUGUCUGUAAUUAUGGAUUGUUUUCAUCAGUAGCGGACAUAUAACAUUUCUUAGUCACUUUGUUUAGCUGAUUUCCAAUAAACAAGCCCGAUUCAUUGUUUUCUGUCGACUUUAUAGCACGUUCGCCAUCAACUUUCUGUUUAGCGCGAGUUUUUGACCUAAAAAACGGCGUCUUUUGUUUCUCAAGGGUAGUCGCCUAUCCUUUACUCCGUUUUCCCUCUCUUUAACUUGCACGUCAUUUGCGUAGCACGAGAAGCUAACACUGAUCACAGUUGAAGUUUAAUCUAAGAACCGAUUGCUGAAAUCGGAUUGCGCACGGACGUAUAUUCGUCUCGAUAUCUUUAAUUAGAGAUCUGUGAUGUACAAGCUCGGCGCCGCGGGAAAAAUCAUUACGUCCAAGAUUAAUUUCGUACACUCAAAGAGGAAAGGAAUUUUCAUAUAUAUAAAAAAGAUGUACAAAGACUCAAUAAGUCUUCGAUGUCGUAGAAGUUUUUUAAAUUUUCGAUUAUAUUGAACAUCCCUUGGCCGUCCGACUGAGAAACGAGGUCAAGUUUAGUCGAAAAACACAUUAAAGGUCAUCAACUCCUAUCUAAUGGAGUAUUAAUGACAAAAGUGUUUGACUGAGAGAUGCACCAAGAGUAUCCAGUACAGAGACACUGUUCUUACACAACGUAUAAGUAAACUACUGUUGUUGACAAGAUGAAAUUGCUGGAGAGUACACGUUUUGAAGCCAUAAACAGUGCCUUGUCCAUCAAGACUGGAGACAGCAAAAUAAUAGAAUAGAGAGCUACUCUUGCAAAAUGGCUGGAAAUGAUAAACAGCUAUAUAAACGUUUCAAUGCAGAACAAGGUUUUACUCCACAUGAUCUUCAAGCUUUAUCACCCCCACAAACAUCAUUAGGAACAUCACCUGCUCAAGGAUACUUUAGUCGCAGUAUUUCUGGUGAUGAAGAUGGUCCAUUAUGUGAUACAAUCAGUAGAAAAACAUUAUUCUAUUUGAUUGCUACUUUGAAUUCUGCUUUUCAUCCAGAUUAUGAUUUUUCUGAUGCUAAAAGUCAUGAAUUCAGUAAAGAGCCGAGCUUGCAAUGGGUCAUGAAUGCUGUAGACAGUAAUUUGAGUGCAACUGCGGGAGACCAUUAUCGUACUUUACGAACGGCACUUUGGGCUGCCAUUGAUGACGAAAUAUCAUUAAACGAAUGUGAUAUUUAUAGUUACAAUCCAGAUUUUGCAUCUGAUCCAUUUGGAGAAGAUGGAUGCUUAUGGUCUUUUAAUUAUUUCUUCUAUAAUAAAAAGCUAAAACGUAUUGUGUUUUUUCCAUGCAGAGCAAUAAAUCCUCUCUACGUAUUAGAUUCUGGUGUUGGCAGUGACUUUGCUAUGGAUGAAGAUGAAGACAGAUACUAAAUUCAUAAUACAUGUUUAUACAAACUUCGUCACUAUCUUUAUUAGUUUUGCCACAAAGGCAUGAAUGAACAUUAAAUUUUAUCUAUUACAUAACUUAUACAAUGAUACAUCUCAAAUUUUUCAUAAUUAUUUCGUUUAUUUUCACUUGUAAUAAUAUUUCUUUCAGACUUAAGUCUAACAAAAAUUCUCUUUUUAUCUUUUUUUAUAUGAUAUUGAAGUAAUUGUAGUCAAGAAAAAAUCUAAUAGUUUUGAAAAUUUUGUAAGAUUUUGAAACAAUAUUUUUCUUUGUGACUUUAUAAU
This is a messenger RNA of Apis laboriosa (Himalayan honeybee), 1940 nucleotides long. RefSeq names its product repressor of RNA polymerase III transcription MAF1 homolog (gene Maf1). The transcript has 5 exons. Gene Ontology annotation, biological process: negative regulation of transcription by RNA polymerase III. NCBI's taxonomy places the organism in Eukaryota, Metazoa, Arthropoda, Insecta, Hymenoptera, Apidae. Gene Ontology annotation, molecular function: RNA polymerase III core binding. Gene Ontology annotation, cellular component: nucleus. The record is from RefSeq and is a predicted model, not a curated record. Bases 1041 to 1640 code for a protein of 199 amino acids.